Molecule: messenger RNA, 654 nt
Organism: Sphaerulina musiva SO2202
Lineage: Eukaryota; Fungi; Ascomycota; Dothideomycetes; Mycosphaerellales; Mycosphaerellaceae
Exons: 1
Coding region: 160-534 (124 amino acids)
Source: RefSeq, a predicted model, not a curated record
CGGUUCUUAUAAGAUAACGCGACAGUCACUUCCUAUAUGUUAGUGACUGAUGUUGCUAUGGAAGUGAAGGUGCCGUAGAAACCCCCUUCACUCAGUAUAGGUAUGUUCCAGCUGCUCCAACGUGGUGUCAAGCGAGACGAGACAGCAUUGGGGUAAAAGAUGUCUCGUAACAUCUCCCAUGGAGGAUUGAGACGGCUUGACUUAACUGGAUCCAGAAGCUCGCCCGGCCUCUUGUCUCCAAAUUCUGGCCGUAUUGUGUGCGUAUACUGGACUCAAGAAAUGCACCUUCGAGACAUGUCCACUUACCAAGACUUGCCAAUCUUAGUUCCUUUGCAGAGCGAAAAUCACCUCACGCCCGACCAGUACCUUGUAAUGUUAUUUCCUGUACAAGUCUCGGUGCUUGCGACUUCUUCGUUGCUUUACUGCUGCGCACUUGCUUCACUUGAAUUCGGAUAUCCAUUCUUUAUGUCUCGGCCGUUUGGGCAAUCAAUCCUUCUUACGUGCUUUUACUGCAAAGCCAGAUGCCUCAUAUGAGCUCCACCGAGCCACACUCUGCGCGACAGUCAGUUACAUACACCCUACUCGCAGCCACUUUCGUAAGUGCCUAAUACUCUGAGUCGGCAGAACCGCAAUUCGUUGACAUCUACCUCAGAU